AUUUUUAUCUGCAAUGUUCUGAAUGAGCGGAUUCGAUUAUGCUGUGCCGCGGGGCACCAGGCAAAUGCCCUUCACGUCAUCGGGCGAAAGCAUCAAGGGUGGAAUGCCUUUCUCAAAUCGAACAGUAAUCGAAAGCAAUCACUUCUGCAUGGGAAAACACAGGAUCCGACUAAUUACUAUACGUUCUUAAUUACGUGUUUGAGCCGAUUUCGCCGUGGGCAUUGAACGGGGCACUUGGCUCACGCAUGAGAAGCAGCCCGGUUCCAAAUCGAAUGCAAUCAACUUUCAGCGGAUGCAAAACACGGGCGCCGGGACUAGAUUAAUCGAACACCCUCGGAGUUUCACUCAUUGAAUGCACCACUGUGCUAGAAAUUCCAUCAUGCUACAGGUGUACUGCUCAAGUCUAUGGAUAUGAUAUGGCUACAUCAUGUGUAGGCCUAGUCACCUAUAUUGUUGAGAAUAAAAGCAUAAAAUAAUUUAGCAGAUAAUAGCAGUAAUAGUUUUUCCUUAUGACGAACAUUACACACAUAAUGUGUUAAGGCUGUGCAUAUUAAUAUUCUACUAGCCUAGAUUCAACCAUUGAAAAAACAAUGGUUGAUUAAAAACGAUUAGGCCAGAGCCACUUGGAUUAAUCUAAUAGUUUAAUUAAGCUAUGGAGAAAAAUGUUAUUGUCCAAUUUUCCAGCACACGCACAUCCGUAAAAGAAAACAAACAUAGCUAUGUUUUUGUUCUUGUACACUGUUGCUUAUAAGCAAACGUUGCAGAUAUUGAAUGCAGCCCAUGUUACCAGUUGUUGUUAUCAGUGUAAUGGCACGCACCUGCUGCGCUCAAUGCCAAGUGGCGUCAGUAUAGAUAACUACGUCGCAGUUUUGAAUAAUUUUACAAAGAAGAGAUAAAAGACAAGAAUGAGAGGCUAGGUUUCUGAAAUUUGGACUUGAAGUAGGCUACAUCUGGGUGGUCUGGUUUUCAGAUAAGAAGCCCUGCAGUCUUUCUCUCGUACGCCGGGACAAUGCGUGCGUUCUCCCGCCGUCACACCCUUCCCUUUAAGCUUGCCAUUCUAGCGGGCUCCCUCUUCCUGGUCCUACUGCUCGUAAUGCAGUACGACGUGGGAGGUAGGACUUCCCCUGAACCCUGGCUCCGGGAGCUGUCGAACAAACAGUCACAGGUGAUGGGUGUGGUCAGAGGUGCUGUGUCAAACAUGGGCUUCCAGAUUGGUGCCCCCUUGCACCUUCCCUCAGAGCGUGGGACCAACUCAUUUGAUCCCCGCUGUCCACCUGGGUUCUACAGCAUAGAUGAGCUUCAACCUCACCUGGAGAGGCCCCUACAGGACCCAGAGGGCCCUGGAGCCUAUGGCCGACCGUUUGUGAUGGGCAGGAUGACCCCUGCAGAGAUUAGAGAGAAGCAGGAUGGGCUGACCAAAAAUUGUUUCAACCAAUUUGCCAGCGACCGUAUCUCCCUUCACCGCAGCCUGGGAAAUGACACACGCCACCCAGAUUGUGCAGGUCAAAGGUUCCGGCGCUGCCCUCCUCUCCCCACCACCAGUGUGAUCAUCGUGUUCCACAACGAGGCAUGGUCCACCCUCCUGCGGACCGUUUAUAGUGUCCUGCACACUGCUCCUGCCUCCCUGCUUACAGAGAUAUUACUGGUGGAUGAUGCUAGCACAGACGAUCACCUGAAGUCUCGUCUGGAUGAGUAUGUCCUGCAGCUGAAGAUUGUGCGUGUGCUACGACAGCGGGAGAGGAAGGGGUUAAUCACUGCCAGGCUACUGGGGGCACAGACGGCUCAAGGAGAGAUCCUCACCUUCCUGGAUGCCCACUGCGAGUGCUUCAAUGGCUGGCUGGAACCCCUCCUGGCUCGGAUAGUGGAGAAGCCCACUGCCGUGGUCAGCCCUGAUAUAGUCAUCAUCGACCAAAACAACAUGAAGUUUGCCAAACCCCUUGCCACAGCUCGUGCCCGUAACCGUGGAAACUUUGACUGGAGCCUUGUCUUUGGGUGGGAGCAGAUCCCUGAGGAAGACCAAAAGCGACGCAAGAAUGAAACGUAUCCUGUCAGGACUCCUACCUUUGCAGGUGGUCUGUUCUCUAUUUCUAAGACUUACUUUGAGCACAUUGGGACCUAUGACGACAAGAUGUUGAUCUGGGGAGGUGAGAAUGUGGAGAUGUCCUUCAGGGUGUGGCAAUGUGGAGGCCAGCUGGAGAUCAUACCCUGCUCAGUGGUGGGACAUAUAUUCCGCAGUAAGAGCCCUCACACCUUCCCCAAAGGCAGGUCGGUGAUUGCCCGCAACCAGGUGCGCCUAGCCGAGGUCUGGAUGGGGGACUACAAGCAGAUCUUCUACCGCAGGAACAAGAAGGCUGCCACCAUAGCCAAAGAGAACACAUAUGGUGACAUCUCUGAACGCCUCAAACUCAAAGAGAGGCUAAGCUGCAAAAACUUUACAUGGUACUUGCACAACGUUUACCCAGAGGCCUAUGUUCCAGACCUCACCCCUGUCAUGUUUGGAGCGCUCAGGAACUCUGGCUCAAAGACAUGCCUGGAUGUGGGAGAAAAGAAUAAGGGUGGGAAACCGGUUAUCUUAUACACAUGCCACAACAUGGGAGGAAACCAGUAUUUUGAGUACACAUCCCACCAGGAGCUUCGUCACAACAUAGGUAAGCAGCUGUGUCUACAUGCGACCCCCGGGUUGGUGCUGGUGUCCAUAAAGCUCUGCCGCCUGAAGGGCAAAGGAACCACAGUGGCCCCCGAGCAAGUGUGGCAUUUCACACCGGGUUCUCUCCUCAAGAAUCCCUCCUCGGGCCAAUGCUUGACUGUAGACAGAGGUGAAGUGGUGAUGAGUAGCUGUGACUUGGCCAAUCUCAGCCAACACUGGGCCCUCAGCUGACCAAUGGGAUCCAGGGAGGAAGGCGGAUCACUUACAUCAUCCACAUUUGGGAGCCCUGCUCUUUUUGAUGACAACACAUGUAUUUCUGAAAUAUGGAACCCUGUGCAGUUUGACUCGGUGUUUUGUUAUUUCUUUAUUUACUAAAGGAGUUGAAAAGUUUGAGGCUUUUUAAUGUUCUAGAGGAUCCCGAUUUAGAUGAGUUUGUAGAAGUUUCUGUUUUGAUGUUUUUACACUUUAAAAUUUGUUUGCAAUUCUUUAAUCACUAGGCCAAAGGGCAUAGAUGGUACCAGUCAAGUUUGAACACCUACUCAUUCAAGGGGUUUCUUUUUUUAAAGCUAUUUUCUGCACUGUAGAAUAAUAGGGAAGACAAAACUAUGAA
Molecule: messenger RNA, 3257 nt
Organism: Salmo salar (Atlantic salmon)
Lineage: Eukaryota; Metazoa; Chordata; Actinopteri; Salmoniformes; Salmonidae
Product: polypeptide N-acetylgalactosaminyltransferase 6
Biological process (GO): protein O-linked glycosylation
Cellular component (GO): Golgi apparatus
Molecular function (GO): polypeptide N-acetylgalactosaminyltransferase activity
Source: RefSeq, a predicted model, not a curated record